CAUCGCAAAGGAUAUGACUCCCUUGGCUACAGUGGAGCGAAGCGGGUUUAAACACCUCGUUAAAACUCUCGACAGAAGAUACACUGUGCCAUCGCGAUCACAUUUUUCUAAAACUGCGCUGCCAGACAUGUACAAGACAUGUUGUAAAAAUGUAGCUGCUGAACUGAAAAAUGUUCAACACUUUGCAGCCACAUCUGAUCUCUGGUCAAGUAGGACGAUGGACCCAUUCUUGAGCCUUACUUUGCACUACAUUGACGACGAUUGGAAGCUGCGCCAGAGAUGCCUUGAGACGGCAUAUUUUCCAGCCGAUCACACGGCAGAUAUGAUUGCGCAAGGUCUGAAAGAUAUGCUUUCUGAAUGGGACCUCGCGGAAGAAAAACUUUCAGCCAUUACGACAGACAACGAAGCAGAGAUGAGCAGCUAUUUGGUGUCCCCCAUGCUGGAUAGUGAGGCAAAUCCACUGGACUUGUGGAGGAAGCAUCAUGUACACUUUCCCACUCUAAGUAAGGGGGCAAAAAAGUAUCUCUGCAUACCAGCUACUAGCUCCCCAUCAGAGCGGGUUUUCAGUUCGGGCGGAAACAUUGUUACAUGCCUCAGGUCCUGCCUGAAACCUGAAAAGGUUAACAUGCUCGUGUUUCUUAGUAAGAACUUAGAGUAAAUUCAUGUUCAUAUAGUGACAUGACAAGAUCGCUAAGAUCACCUCAUGCAACAGUGUUUAGAGAGUUCUAUUUUCAUUACAACAUUAAAAUAUUUGUUUACAGAAGAUGCAAGAAAUGCACUGUUUAAAAUAUUAUUUACAGGAUAUAUAAGAGUUAUUUUAUUUAGAAGAGAUACUGCUUAUUUUCUACUUUUAAUAAGAAAAACAUUGAAAAUAAUUUAUUUUGUUUCCAAAAGUGCAAGUUAUUUAUUUUGACUUUUUUUAUAAGAACAAAGUGACUGUUCGUUUUAGGCAAUGUGUGCUUUAAUUUCAGUUGUUCAACAUUGAUGUUCAAUAAAUAAUCACAGAUAGUA
This is a messenger RNA of Erpetoichthys calabaricus (reedfish), 1011 nucleotides long. RefSeq names its product E3 SUMO-protein ligase ZBED1-like. Gene Ontology annotation, molecular function: protein dimerization activity. The transcript is spliced from 2 exons. Bases 14 to 658 code for a protein of 214 amino acids. The record is from RefSeq and is a predicted model, not a curated record. Lineage: Eukaryota; Metazoa; Chordata; Cladistia; Polypteriformes; Polypteridae.